CGUCUUACGAGAAAACUUUCGGCUGCAGUCUUCAUCAGCGGAGAUUGUUUUUGCUGCCCGAAGUACAGGGAACAGUCCGAAGACGGUUCUGCAACGAAAUGUCUUCCUCAGCUGAUGUGUCGCCAUCCAUUACCCCCUGUGGCACACCCCUCAGUGGUACACAUGCCCCAAAGUAUGGCACAGUCAUUCCAAACCGUAUAUUUGUGGGAGGUAUUGCAGCAAAUACUACAGAGGCCGAAUUAAAGCAAUUUUUCCAGGCCUACGGAGCUGUGAAAGACUCCAAGAUUAUUGCUGAUCGAGCUGGAGUGUCUAAAGGGUAUGGAUUUAUAACUUUUGAAAAUCAAGAAGAUGCUGAACGAAUAAUAAAAAAAGAGGCUGAUAACUUGGUGUUUAAAGACAGAAAAUUGAACAUCGGUCCAGCCAUCAGGAAACAGCAGGUUCUACAAAGGUCCUUUGAUCAAAGUAUACCUACCGGAACGGUGAUGUUCUCAAAUGGCGUACCUUACACAUAUCAGAAUGGAAUGGCUAUUUUCCAUGCCCCAGAAGGUGGAUAUCCGAUACCGCAGCCGCAGGUCAGCCCACAGCAGCCAGCCUACUCUACUGUGAUGGUUCCACAGACUCCGACCAUGUAUGUGGCUCCUCAGUACUCGGCUUACCAACCUACGACCCCUCAAUGGACCACAGCUGCUAAUCCUUGGAGAUGGGCCCCACAGCAGAGUCCAGGUCAAACGAUUGGAGGAAGCCCCAGUUACAUAUACACAGCAAUGCACGCCUCACCGGAACUCAUGUAUGCCCAGCCACCUCCCCAGGCUUAUCAGCCAGGAGAGAUGACGGAUACUGUGCUUGAGGGUCCCCCCCUGGAGGGCAGUGGGAUGGUGCAGGAUACGUCCCUGGUCAACAAUCCUUAUGUCACUGACCACAGCGAGCAGCCACUGCCACCUACUGUUGCCAUGACGACGAUACCAGUACAUCCCCCGGCCCCCACUGUUGCUCCCCCUCCUACCAAAUCCACAACAACGGCUGCUGCCUCUGUGGCACCAUACACCAAGAAGUCGCUGUCAACCAUACCCCGACGUCCCUACAGCAGCCCAACAUACCUCGUGAAACACGGCAACAAGGUUCAGCGUCUGAUGAUCCCAACUAAGGCUAUGGCGGCUCACAUGACACUCCUACGAUCCCCUGAGUCUACAGGCCUUGAGCUUGCUGAGGGACUUCUCCGACAUCCACUGCUUACCCCUCCCCCUACGCCUGACAAAUAGAUAGUAGCUGACAGAUAAAAUACUCCAGAACAUUACAAAGCUCAAACUGACUUAGCUUUGUUCAUAUGUUGAUUACUCAUUGCAACCUCUUAAAGGCAUCCACCCAAACUUAAGCUUCCAUAAUAGACAUAUUCAUUCGGACAGAUUUCCCCAGCUCCCUAUUAUUGACUGCCAAAUUGACCCCCUCAUUUGAAUUCCCCGACCCACCAAACCAUUUUAGUUACUGUUUGUUUAAAUUUUGAUGUUCAACUCCUUGCUUCUUGUUUGUCAUCUGUUAAACUGCACAUAGAGUGUGUUCCGUUUUUAUGGCCAUUCGGUAUUAUAUAAGGCUCAUGGCAUGGCCAGUAAUCAAAGAUUCUGUCCCAUGAGACUAGUCAGCAUGUUAGCAUGUUAAGUCAUUGCGUAGUAUGGUCAUUGGUCAAGUGUCCACCAGAUUCCUCGGCAUGUUUUGAAUGUCUAGUGAGCAUGCUCUCCACUCACCCACUUUAGCAUCACAAACUUAUAGACGUUACACUGUAUUUGAUAUCUACAUCUUAUCUAAAAAUUGAAUUUUCUAAUCUAAAUUGUUCAGUUUUUCUCAAAUUUUUUUAAUCACAUUUUACCUUUGGUUGGAAACUGAAGUUAGAGCAGACUAGUCACCUGGCCAUUGGCCUUGAGUUUCUCCUUGAAUAUGAUCUUUAGUUUAUAGAUAAUGCAUGUUGUUUUGAUGUUAGUUGCACCUUGUUCAUGCUGCCUCAUCACCAUGUUGAUAGAGAUUGGUCUGAGUAGCUGUCUCAUUGGAUAUCAAUGGUUGUGUGUGAUUAGACUUGAGCGGCAUGUGAUAUCACACCAUAAGCCAUAAGCAUCUAUUAGUUUCAUACCUAUUUCAUGUGUCUUUUUGACAAUUAUAGAUGAUUUAAUUUAUACCUGUCUGCACAAAAACUAGAAACCAUCAUUAGAAAUAGCUUGAAGAUAAUGUUAGAAUUCAAAUUCAAGGAGAGGUCCAUGACCCAAGUAGUAGGCUGGAAAUAGUACUGUAAAUCAAUUUUAUUCUUUGAUUGGUCUCCAAAUAACUGCUAAUGACGGAGAAAAAAGUAAAUUUUUUCAAUGAUUUAUUUGCGAUACAUCAGUGAAGAAUUUUUUUUUAUAUUAGGAAACAGUGCUAAAACAUUGCUAAGAAAAUUUUGUAGAUCAUGAAAUUGAUUUGUAACAUUGUCUUUUUACUGUAUACUAAUGUUGUGUACACUUCGAAGUUAGAGUACAAUUAUGAUAUGGAAUAGCAUUUUGAUGGGCAGACUACAAUACCCAGGGUGGAAUGGCAAAAUACACUAUUGUGCAUAAUUAACUACAUUGUUACAGGCAGAGAACAACCCAAGUUAAACAGUACAUCAGACAUUAUACUCCACUAGGCUGUGCCACACAAACCGGUUUGGUUCAGUACCUGUAGAGGCUCUACUAUACUCCACUAGGCUGUGCCACACAAACCGGUUUGGUUCAGUACCUGUAGAGGCUCUACUGUACAGACAAGUGUGGUUCUGUAUCUGUAGAGGCUGUACUGUACAGACAGGUGUGGUUCUGUACCUGUAGAGGUUGUACUGUACAGACAGGUGUGGUUCUGUACCUGUAGAAGUUGUACUGUACAGACAGGUGUGGUCCUGUACCUGUAGGGCUGUACUGUACAGACAGGUGUGGUUCUGUACCUGUAGAAGUUGUACUGUACAGACAGGUGUGGUCCUGUACCUGUAGGGCUGUACUAUACAGACAGGUGUGGUUCUGUACCUGUAGAGGUUGUACUGUACAGACAGGUGUGGUUCUGUACCUGUAGAAGUUGUACUGUACAGACAGGUGUGGUCCUGUACAUGUAGGGUUGUACUGUACAGACAGGUGUGGUCCUUUACCUAUAGAGGUUGUACUGUACAGACAGGUGUGGUCCUGUACAUGUAGAGGUGUUGCUGUAUGGUCCAGCUCUUGAAUAACCCACAUUUACCAUGUGGAAGGAGAAUGAAUGAGUCUGUAAUAAAAAAAAUGUUUCCAUUAGGUCUGUCAUUUUGAUGUGUUAAGCAUAUUUUCUUGUGAAUCUGCUAUUGGUAUUAAAUUGUGGGCAAGUUAGGGAAAGAUAUUGAUGAAUACAUAUAUAUGAGAAGUUAUGUUUUUGUUGUGUAAAUAUAUAUUGUACUUUGUUUUUGUAUUUAGUUUUUGAUGAUACUACCUGUAGAGAAAUCAAGGUUGUGGACUAUUUACUAUUUGUGAGAGAUUAAGUUGUUCGUUCGCUGAUCUGAGAAAAUUAACAUAUCCCUUUGCAGAUUUUAUUUAAAAAAAUAUUUCAUUUUCUGUAUCUCUAUUGAUAUUGUUUUGUUUUUGCUUUGAUAAAUAAUCAUCUUUAGCAUACAUAGAUUUAUAUAUGAUUUUUUUCUGUGAUUCAUCCAAUCCUUUAUUCCCAGCUGUCAGUUCAAGGUCACUUGCUGGUGAAUAUGCUAAAUGUUGUACAUGAUUCUGUCUUAUUGUGUACAAGGGGACAGUCGAUAGUUGUCACGAAACAAUAUUCUACAAAGGACACACCAUAUAUAGAAACUUCUGAAUUGUAUUAGAUGUAUAUGUAAAAGAAUGUAACUAAAUUACCAUUGGAAUACAUAGGUAUAGAAAUUACUAGAUAGUGAAUAAUCAGUAUAUUAUCGUUUGAAUUAUAUAGGUAGUUCAUGUUUAGCCAGCAAGUGGCCUUGAUGGUGUCGUCCACUUUCAGUUAUUAAUAUUACUUCCAUAAUUCCUCUCAUUUUUAUGCAUCAUUUGUUGUCUUUUUUUAUUUUCAUAUUUUGAAAGUGUUGAAAGUGUCGUUUGAUAUCGUAUAAAAAAAAUCUGUUAUACAUUUCAUAUUGGUUGUAACUAUGUAUUGUGUAAUUUCUAGCGUGGUGAACGUAUUUGUAUGCAAAUUACAAUUUCUUCAUAUUAGCAUACAUAUUUUAGCAUGCUGAAAUUUUAAUCAUGACUUAUUUACUGCAGUCAUAGCCAUCACACCCUGAACCUCUGUAAUAGAAAUAAUGUUGGAAAAAUUAACCAAAUCAUGAUAUAUUACAUUAAAUGCCAAAAGCACUAAAAUACCAUGAUCAGAUGCUGCUGAAAUAUGUAUGUUAUAUGAGAUGAUGUGUGUAUGUAGUCACCUUGUAAAGAGUUGUUUAAACCCCUGGAAGUAUGAAAGAGAUUUGCAAGUAUCAUUAUGACUUCCUUCUAUGGAUGAAAUUUUAAUCCAGAAAUUUAUCUUAAUCUACUAUCCAGUUCUUUUGAAAUUUAAGAUGGUAAAGAAGACUAAAAGUAUUGUUGUUACGUAGCCAGUGGCAUUGACCCUUGUUGUGAAUUUGUUUUUUGUCAGUUUCUCUGAAAGUGCCAGUUCUUGAUGUAGUUAUAUAACAACUCAAAUCAUAAGGAAGGUGUAGGUGAAAGAAAUACUACAUUCAAAAAUUUUAGGUAAAAAAUGGAUAUUUACUGGAAGUCCAUAUUGAAACUUUGCAUUAAAUUCUGUAAUAAUUUUUCAGUUUGAUCUCUGAGUCAAGUUCUCAGACAAUCUAGUGGUAUUUGAUGGUAUUAUUGGAUAAGCAAUUUGUUAGAAGCAACAUAGAAUGAUGACAUCACACCUGUUUGUUUUUGUAAGGGUACAGUAUUAGAUCCCUUGUGUUACGGCAUUUAAUCACUGUUAAUGGGACUCGUCUAUUUCUGCUAAAAAAUUCUCCAUACAGAUUAUUUGGAGAAAAGAAACAUUGAAGGUACAAGUCCUUAAAAAGAUGCAACAUUUUAUGAGGGCAGUGCACACUUAAGAUUUUUGUUUGGUUUGAGAGAGGGAUCUUGAGAAAGCAUCUGCCUUGCAUUCGCAACUUACGAGAAUGCAGGGGAUGUCUUUUUGCUCGUUGUUUCUGAAAACUUAUUUGAAUGGUUUGUGUUGCUUUUCUUGUUAUGUGAUCAUUUGUACCAGAUUUAUUUAUGAUUGUGUUAGUUCUGCGACAUGAAUGCAAAGAUGUCUUUGUAACUGAGUUUUGAGUUUGAUGUUGUAAUCUUAUAUUUGUGUCUAGUUAUGUAGCAGUACAAUGUACAUUAUUAAAUCUUGUGUUUAUCAAUGUGAUCUUUUUGUAUCAUGCCUUCGAAAUCUUUACAGGUUUCUGGGAUUUUUUUUUUCUAGUGAUAUAGUUUGUCUCAGUGCUUCAGGACUUGUAUUAUUUAAUUUAGUAAUAUUCUAAGAAAUCCUUACAUGUUUCAUUUUGUCUUAGUGGUAAUUUUUUUCCUGUGCUUCAGAAUGUGAUUUGUUAAGUGCCUUUGGAGAUCUUUUUUCCAUGGUGCCUUUUUGAUCAUUGUGCCUUUGAAUGUGAUCAUUAUUGUGGGCCUGUGUCCAGGUCUACAUAUCAUUAUAUGUAUGAUACAUCAGUGUAAACCUCUUGUCGAGAAUUAAAGAAGACAAUGCUGCAGUGUUAUCAUAUGUAAAUCUACCGCAUCAUCCACAAGUGUAAAAGCCUUUUUGUUGCACAUUUUUCAACCAGUGAGGAUGGAUUUGCAUGAAAUUCUUCAAAAAGAUUUUGAACUUUCAGCUUUUUAUAUAUAACAAUUUUUCUUAAAUAUCUUUAACUGAAAAAAACGAAACUUUUUAUUGACAUGAAAUUUUUAAUUUUUUGUUGAAAUAAAGAAGCAAAAUGUAAUUAAAGAGAAAGUCUCUGAAGUGUCAUUGAUGGUAGUAUUUGCUCAGGUAGAGAAUUGUAUGUGAAUGUAAGGACAUUUUACUGUUUCUAUGAUGAUGAUAAAUGAUUUUAAUGUGGUUGGCUUGAUUGAUGGCUGUACAGAAAACAGCAGCGUGUCUGAUGAGCUCUUGUAUGAUGUGCCAACUGUGAAUAAAUAAUAUCAAGCAA
Molecule: messenger RNA, 6121 nt
Organism: Ylistrum balloti
Lineage: Eukaryota; Metazoa; Mollusca; Bivalvia; Pectinida; Pectinidae
Product: protein boule-like
Exons: 11
Coding region: 99-1259 (386 amino acids)
Molecular function (GO): RNA binding
Source: RefSeq, a predicted model, not a curated record